This is a messenger RNA of Hyalella azteca, 870 nucleotides long. RefSeq lists its product as uncharacterized. NCBI's taxonomy places the organism in Eukaryota, Metazoa, Arthropoda, Malacostraca, Amphipoda, Hyalellidae. The record is from RefSeq and is a predicted model, not a curated record. Gene Ontology annotation, molecular function: protein binding.
GUUUUCCUGGACCAGUCGGAGCCUGCGAAGGCCUGCACGCAGUGUCGUGCGGCGCUCGAACUCCCCUUCGAGAUGCCUGUGCCGCUCAAAGCCAAAAUCUUCUACAGGUAUGGCAGCGCCAAGGCCAUGCUUAACAGCUUCGACGACGCUCGGCGCUACUUCCUCCUCACGCAGAAACUCCAACCAAACUUGCCCAGCAUCGCCAAAAACUUGGAAAAUCUCAAUAUUGCCCAGCGAAAGUACGAUGCACAGGAGAAAUUUAUGAUCAAGAAAAUGUUUGGUUUCAUGGUUGAAUCGUCGGAUAGAAAGCAUGCCGACAAGCGUCUUGUUUCUGCUACGAAAUCCAACGAAAAGACCAGUUUCCAGAAGCGCUGCACCAUACAAGGUAACGUCACAAUUACUGAGCUGGAAUCCGGCCAAGAGAGUUUUGUCGAACUUCCGGAUUUCUCUUCUGUUGCUGGCCCCAACAACUCGGCGUGUGAUGAGACUCCCCAGGCAUUGGCACCUGCCCCUGACCCCAUAAAGUCGGUGUGUGACGAGACUUCACAGAGAUCAGUAUCAGACCCUUGCCAGUACCCCGCAAACAUCAAACCUGAGUUUAUUGACAUCGUCUUGAAUGAGUUGUCUCGUCUAACGUGUGGCCCCAAGCCUCCGCAAGAAAUUGUAUUCCCAGCGAACCUGUGCUCUGACGAGCUGUCUUUCCUGGCAAGCAUGGCGGCCGACCGCGGCUGUCGCUUGGACAUCGCUCGCAGGGGCGCCGUGCGCUGCCUUAAAGUCGUGCGCCUGGCAGCGACGGCGGUACAGUGAUGCGCAUAUAUUCCUGGGCCUAUACUUUCAAAAAAGUUAAGAGAGCGUAAGUUCAUGAGCCAA